This is a messenger RNA of Colletotrichum chrysophilum, 870 nucleotides long. RefSeq lists its product as uncharacterized. The record is from RefSeq and is a predicted model, not a curated record. The transcript has a single exon. Bases 1 to 870 code for a protein of 289 amino acids. Lineage: Eukaryota; Fungi; Ascomycota; Sordariomycetes; Glomerellales; Glomerellaceae.
AUGAACGACAUUGCUCUGCAGGUGGAGGGUAUCGACGCCUUAGCAGACACCUUCUUCGCUUCCGACCAGGCAGCUGAUGUGCCGAGUACUCUAUCCCUCGGGAUCGACCACAACCUCGAGGCAUCGUCAUCAUCCUCAAACACAAACCCGAAUCAGUCGAACAGCGAAUCGAGCCCCAACCAGCUUAGCCCCACCGUGGAGCGUCUAAGCUGGUUCCUGAACUCCCCGUCCUGGGCCAUCGCCUACCACUACCACCCACCGGGAUCCAUCCCUCCGGCCGCUGUGUUCACCAACUUCGUCCGCGGCCUGCAGGACUGGCUCGUCCGCUUCCUCCGCAAAGGCCACAACCCCUUCAUCCACCGCAACCUCUACACCGAAUCGAGCAUGCCCCGCUGCCUCCAAGAUGCGUACGCCGCCAUCGCCAUCGCGCAGAACGUCACGCCGGACAACGAACACGUGGUCGACGCCACCUCCGCGACCUACAUCCUGGACCUGAUCGCCAGCCACUCGGCGACGGAGCCGGCGUUCUCUCUGCUCACCACGAGGGACCACCUCGCUCGCACGCAGGCCCUCCUAAUCCACCUCUUGCUGUCCCUUUUCUCUCCCUCCAUCUCCCGCCGCGCCAAGGCGGAGAGUCUGAUCGACAUGCUCCGCCUGUGGGCCCAGCAGCUCUGGGAGUCUGCCGCGCUCGACGCAACCUCCUCGUCCAUCUGCUCAAAUACCCUGUCGUUGCCUGCAGACGCUGGCGCCGACACGACGGACAUGGUGCAGAAUCUGUAUCGGGCGUUUGUCCUGUCAGAGUCGAUCCGCCGGACGUACCUGCUGACGAGCAUCGCUACUGGCGUGUACGGCGCGCUCAAGUCAACAUGA